CAUGGGAGGUGCAGCGGAUCCGAGUGGAUUGCGGUAGUCGGUAAAGAUUAUUUGAACGCGUCCCUAUUUACUAUAUCGUGCCGUUUUGAUCCGAUUUCGGUCUGAAGACUGUAAAUAGACUCCUUUCAACUUCGCUGUCGAAAAUCAUCCGGAACAGACAAGAGUUUAAGCCACGGCGGGGCAAGUUGAGUGUCUUAUUUUUGUCCCCCCCCCCUCUUAAAAGCACAGCGUGUCAGUUCGUAUGAAGCUUUUAUUUCCGUAAAGACUUGAAUAAUGUCAACGACGUCGCUGGACAAAGAGCUGCAGGAGCGUCUGAGAGAGGCCAGUGCCAUCGGAGACGUCGAGGAGGUGAAGACUUUAGUGGAGAGCGGAGUCAACAUCAACUCUCAGAAUGAGAUUAACGGAUGGACGUGUUUGCAUUGGGCCUGUAAAAGAAACCACAAACACAUAGUGGCCUAUCUGUUGAACGCCGGAGCCGACAAAGACAUUCUAACGGCGAAAGAAGAGUUAGCCGUUCAACUCACUUCCAAACCUGAAAUCAGAAGACUGCUUGGAGUGGAAGAGGAAGACGUGCCCGAGGUGAAGGAACCAGAGCUGCCAAUCAUUCCAAACUAUCUCUCAAACCCGCCCUUCCUGUACAGCAAGAUGGACAACGACAACCUGAGCGUAGCACAGCGCAACGGCACCAACAAUCAUCCAGAGCCCCUGGAGUCAGAACCGGCGACCCUGUCGCCCACGCAAGAGCAGCAGCUUCCUCCUCAGCAUCAGCAGCCCAAGAGCCUUUACUCGGACAGCCCGAGCCAGCAGGAGCUGCCCUACAUCCCCGUGGUGGAGCAGAACGGCGUGGUGAACGGCGGCCUGCCCAUGGAGCUCUCCUCAGAGACUCAUCACACCAACCACUGCGAGUUCACACACCCUCAUCCUAUAGCACAGAACGGCCCGGUGUGUCCCACGCUUCCUUCUCCCGGCGGAGGCGGCGGUCAGCCGCAGGUCCCCGGGGCCGGCGUCACCCGGCAGCAGUCCAUCCCGCAGCAGAUCAACUGCUCCCAGCUCGGCGGAUCCAUGCCGGCCUUCCAGCCCUUCUUCUUCACCAGCACUUUUCCUGUUAACGUACAAGAGCUCGUCCUGAAGGUGCGGAUCCAGAACACCAACGUCAGAGAGAACGACUUCAUUGAGGUGGAGCUGGACCGGCAGGAGCUGACGUACCGGGCUCUCCUGCGCGUCUGCUGCCGCGAGCUGGACAUCAGCGCCGAGCACGUGGAGAAGAUCCGCAAGCUGCCCAACACUAUGCUCAGAAAGGAUAAAGACGUGGCCCGGCUACAGGAUUUCCAGGAGUUGGAGGUGGUGCUGGAGAAGACCGAAAGCUUGUCUCUCUUCUCCGGGGGUCAGGGAGGUCUGACCGACAGGCCCUGCUACAACAUGAAGGCCUCCAGACUCACCUACUAGCUUCAGAUUAGAGACUCGGAGCGGUUUAUCUGCGACCUGCUUCCAGAAAUCCCAUUUCGGAUCCCACAGUACUCUCCCGUGUUGAGUUGGUAAACGGUUCAUACAAGAUGUUAGCCUUAUUCCUCCUCUCCUUCGUUAACAGACGUCUCUUUAGUGCCUCCUCCUCCGUCCUAACCGUAGAUAGCUUGUUCUCCGGGCUCCCUUCGGGUUUCCGGUUUGAAUAUCCAAAUCCGUUCGGCUCACGGCUGGACUUUUGCAUACAGUCGGGCCGUGGGGCGGUCAGAUUCGUCCCACGGCCCCGCCUUCGUAUCGGGUCGCUGUGCGAGAGCAGGCAUUUCAUCCUGCAUCCGUACUGUCCCAUCACGAGAUGUUUGUCCAAUGUGCUGGCCAAUCGGUUUGGAUCGGAGGAAGCCACGCUAACGUCAUACCAAUGCUUCGAAACCGAAAACAAAAUAUUUUGUUUGCCAGACGAUUCUCUGUGCACUUUACCAAAACCUCGCCAUUAUGAGGGACGCGUCCUUUAUAUUUAACCCUUGAGAAUUCAGUGCUGUAUUUUGAAUGCUGUUCUCUCAGUCGCCGUAAGCCAAAUAACUCGUUCUGUAAACUAGCAUGGACUGUUCGGAGUAGAUCGGCCUCUU
Puntigrus tetrazona (Sumatra barb) is the source of this 2084-nucleotide messenger RNA. Its product is annotated as ankyrin repeat domain-containing protein 40-like. Bases 274 to 1446 code for a protein of 390 amino acids. Gene Ontology annotation, molecular function: protein binding. The transcript is spliced from 5 exons. The record is from RefSeq and is a predicted model, not a curated record. NCBI's taxonomy places the organism in Eukaryota, Metazoa, Chordata, Actinopteri, Cypriniformes, Cyprinidae.